Messenger RNA from Chara braunii, 1474 nucleotides. The record is from the annotation of a GenBank genome assembly. NCBI's taxonomy places the organism in Eukaryota, Viridiplantae, Streptophyta, Charophyceae, Charales, Characeae.
AUGUAGGCCAAAAGCUCGAUGAGUUGUACACCAACAAAAUGUUGGAGUUCUGAACGCCUUUCUACGCUCUCGAAACAGCAACGUCUCGUGGCAUUGACUUGCGCAUGCCACAACCUUUGUCGGGUGGUCAGCAUCCAGAAGGCGGUGGGCGAGGUAAUGGAGGAGACCACGCAGGACCCGGUGGAGGAGGUGAUGGAGACGACUCAGGAUCUGGUAGUGGCGAAGCAAAGGGGAAGGGGCCAGGCGAAACGUCGUCGGAACCAAAGGGCUCCGGCGGAAAACGGUCCGACGAAAAAGGGUCCGGCGGAAAGGGGUCCGGCGGAAAGGGGUCGGGCGGAAAGGGAUCGGGCGGAAAGGGGUCGGGCGGAAAGGGGACGGGCAGAAAGCGUAGAGCGUUCGGGAGUCACGAGUCUAGCGGAACUGAAAGCCGCUGCGAAGGGAGUCGAGACUCGGAUAUGCGAGACGAGGCGGCCCUGAGGUCUUAUCAAGUGCGAGUACAUUCACACUUGUCUGCGAGGACUUUGUUUCACGACGUCGGCGAGCGCAAAGUGUUGGAGGGGCCCGCUGCAGGAGUGUUGGAGACCAGUCCUAGCGAGUAUGAUCGUUAUGCUUCGGAGGGUGCAUCCAUCGAUUUUAAGAGCAAGAGAGUGUUUGAGACCGGUGCUACCAAGCAUCAGUGUCAUGCUUUGGAGGGCGCGUCCGUGGACUUAGAGAGCAAGAGUACACCACCUCCGGGGAAAGGGGAGCUCUCACAGGAAGCGCAUGUUGUGCAGCGGGAAGAGGAAACUCAACAUUGGCCGCCUCACGAAGUGCGAGAGGGGCUCGAUGUAAGAGUGUUUGAGACCGGUGCUAGCGAGCAUCAGUGUCAUGCUUCGGAGGGCGCGUCCGUCGAUGUUGAGAGCAAGAGUGCAGCAGCUUUGGGGGAAGAGGACCUCUUACAGGAAGCGCAUGCUGUGCAGUGGGAUGUCGGGUUAGGCGGAGGUGAAAGCCACUGCGAAGGGAGUCGAGAUUCCAACACGGGAGACGAGGCCACCCUGGGGUCUUAUCAAGUGCGAGUAGAUUCGCACUUGUCCGCAAGGACUUUGUUUCAUGACGUUGAGGACAGUCCUCGCCGCAGUACGCAACACGCGUGUCCUGUUCAAGACGACACCUUGCUCCUGCACCUCUUGGAAGAGGGUGAACGUUUACAGAGUGCGGCGGCAUCUGUUCAGGGGCCCUGUGUAGGAGUGUUGGAGACAGAGGCUAGUGAGUGCAAAGGUCAUGCUUUGGAGGAGACGCAUGCUGUGCAGCGGGAUGAAGAGCUUCUCCAAGGCUCGUCAGGAAAUGCCAUCAACAUCGGGGACACUGAUUUGGUUUUGCACAGCGGGUCGCCACUGACGACGCAAGAGGGUGACAUUAAGGGAGGUUAGUGGACGUUUGUGGAAGGCAAAGACCGUGGGCAGGAAGGACUUGCAUGGACGUUUGGGGAAGCUCG